ACCGCCACCACUUUUCCACCCUCCUCUGCUACUGUUCGGCACUAAUCAAUUAGUUAAAAUCCCCAUCGCCGCCUCCUCCUCGAGUAUUCAACUCUUACCUGAGACCAUCAGCGAUCCGCCAAACCACCAACCCACCGGAUUAGAGCGCGCAUGGCUGAUCGGCACGGCUGCUGAGCGGCGGUGGCGGCGGGAGGGAGGAGAUGCCAUUGCUGGCGGGGAGGCCGGGGUCGUGGGGUGGGCUCGUGCUGCGGGUGGGGCAGGCGAGCUUCGCCGCCGGCUGCAUCGGCGUCAUGGGGUCCUCGUUCGGAUUCGCAAGCUACACCGCCUUCUGCUACUUGAUUGCAUCAAUGGGACUACAAACAUUGUGGAGCUUGGGACUUGCAUGUCUUGAUGGAUAUGCCAUUAAAGCCAAAAAGGAUCUCACCAGCCCGAUUCUAUUGAGCUUAUUUGUCGUUGGAGACUGGGUGACAGCAAUUUUGUCAUUCGCUGCAUCAUGCUCAGCUGGUGGUGUAGUAGUUCUAUUCGAAAGGGAUGUGCUUUUCUGCAGAAGGUAUCCCCAACUCCCUUGCGGAAGAUAUGGACUCGCCACAGCGUUUGCUUUCCUGUCUUGGGCACUCAGUGCUACAUCAGCCCUAAUCAUGUUUUGGCUCCUGGCAGCGUUCUGAUUCUAUGUAUAAUCUGGUGUUAGUGAUGUUUAUAGCAUCUUUUUCUGUUCUUUUUCUUUGUAGAUUUUAUAAAGGAUAAUUUUCAAGACCACAAAUUAGCAAACCACACAAUCCAAAAAUGGAAAUGUUGGGAUCAUGUAAAGUCCAUGGAGUGAGCAUGACUAAUUACUGGAAAUUGCUGAUAGAAGCUUUGCUUCAGAGAUGCUGAUGA
This is a messenger RNA of Phragmites australis (common reed), 876 nucleotides long. RefSeq names its product CASP-like protein 5B2. Gene Ontology annotation, cellular component: membrane. Lineage: Eukaryota; Viridiplantae; Streptophyta; Magnoliopsida; Poales; Poaceae. The transcript has 3 exons. Bases 201 to 665 code for a protein of 154 amino acids. The record is from RefSeq and is a predicted model, not a curated record.